GUGAUGAACAGAAAGCUCCAGCAGGCGGCGCUGUGAACAUUAACACCGCUGUAAAGUCACCACAGAAGGAGCUGCAGUGAGCUUCUAAGAACCACAAUCCUUUAGACCUCAUAAUAAGUUCUAAUGGAAGCAACAGAGGUCCGACUGUGCUGUUCGCAAAAACCUCCACGAACUCUUUCUCCUGCUGGCACACAGCUUUGUAGGAAUGUGCAGACAGAAACUUGUACAGAUUCAGAUGGAGGGACAUCAGGCUCUGUGGGAGACAUCAACCAUAUGGACCAUCAAAAACAUAUAAAAAAGGAGGAACCUGAAGAGGAAGGCUACGUCUGUGAAGCAACGUCAGGUUCUGUGGGAUGCAUCACACCUGUGGACCACUACGUACAUGUAAAAAAGGAAGAACCUGAAGAUGAAGACUAUCUCUGUGGAGGGACGUCAAGCUCAGUGGAAAACAUAGACCAAGAGGACAGAGGAUUUCAGAUGAAGUACGUAAAAGAUGAAGAGUCUGAAGAUGAAGACUACCUCUGUACAACUACAGUCUGUGAGAUGAACGAUGCCCAGUUACAAGUCUUCUCCUGCUCCUGGUGUUCACUUUCCUAUACAUCUCAAAUUUACCUCCAUAAACACAUCAGAAGAUGCCACUAUGAGGAAUAUGACAGACUGCUAAAAUUGGGAGAGAUAAAAGAUGAGAAUCUUAUGACCACAAGAAGUGACAGUAUCCAGGAAACGGUGUCUGGUUCUGUCAGCAGUAACACGUCUAAUCAGCGAAUGCAGAAGGAAGUCUAUCCCUGCUCAGAGUGUGGGAGGAGUUUUACUGAUCAGAGUAAUCUGCGACGUCACCAGCGCAUUCAUACUGGAGAAAAACCACAUCACUGCUUACAGUGUGGGAAGAAUUUUAUUCGACAGAGUGAUCUCCAAAUACACCAGCGUGGUCACACAGGAGAGAAGCCUUAUCACUGCUCAGAGUGUGGGAAGAGUUUUACAACCAAGGGCAAUCUCCAAAUACACCACUCAGUUCACACAGGAGAGAAGCCGUACCACUGUCCAGAGUGUGGGAAGAGUUUCGCCCAGCAAGGUAAUCUCCAGCGACAUCAGCGCAUUCACAACGGAGAAAAGCCGUAUCACUGCUCACAGUGUGGGAAGAGUUUUAAUCAGCAAAGUACUCUUAAAGCACACCAGUUCAUUCACACAGGACAGAAGCCGUAUCACUGUUCCGAGUGUGGGAAGAGUUUCGCCCAGCACAGUAAGCUCCAAAGACACCAGCACAUUCACAGUGGAAAAAAAACUCUCCUCUGCUUACAGUGUGGCAAGAGUUUUACAACCAAGGGCAAUCUCAUACAACACCAGUGCAUUCACAUCGCUGAGAAAACGUUUCAGUGCGUACAGUGUGGACGAAGAUUUACUAAUUCAGGUGCAUUUAACAUACACAAGUGCUCCAACAUGGAGCCGUCACUUUCCUCUGAGGUCCAGCCAUGCUCUUCUAGAAAACAUCCACAAACUCCUGCUGGCUCACAGCUUUAUGGGGAUGUGCAGACAGAAACUUGUACGGCUUCAGGUGGAGGGACGUCAGGCAAUGAGGGACAGAUCACACCUGCUGGACAUGAACAUGUAAAAAAGGAGGAACCUGAAGGUGAAGCGACAUCAGGCUCUGUGGGACACAUCGCACCUGUGGACCAACAGAAACAUGUAAAAAAGGAAGAACCUGAAGACAAUAUCUGUGGAGGGACAUCAAACUCAUUGCAAAAUCUGGACCAACGGAACGGAAGAUUUCAAAUGAAGCAUGUAAAAGAGGAAGAGUCUGAAGAUGAAGACUACCUCUGUACACCAGAAAUGAACAACACUCACUUACAGUCCUUCUCCUGCUGUUGGUGUUCACUUUCCUAUACAUCUCAAAUUUACCUCCACAAACACAUCAGAAGAUGCCACUAUGAGGAAUAUCAGAGACUGAUGAAAUUAGGAGAGAUAAAAGAUGAGAAUCUUAUAACCACCAGAAGCUCCAAUGUCCAGCGAACAAUUUCUGCUUCUCUCAACGGUAACACCUGUAACCAACCAAUGCGGAAGGCAGUCUAUCCCUGCUCACAGUGUGGGAAGAGUUUUACUGACCAGAAAAAUCUCAGACGCCACCAGCGCAUUCACACAGGAGAGAAGCCGUACCACUGCUCAGAGUGUGGAAAGAGUUUUAAUCAACAGAGUAAUCUUAAAGCACAUCAGCGCACUCACAAUGGAGAGAAGCCGUAUCACUGCUCACAGUGUGGCAAGAGUUUUGCUCGACAUGGUAAUCUCCAACGACAUCAGCGCAUUCACACAGGAGAAAAGCCAUAUCUCUGCUCACAGUGUGGGAAGAGCUUUAUUCAACAAAAUGCUCUUCAAAUACACCGGCGCAUUCACACAGGAGAGAAGCCGUAUCACUGCUCAGAGUGUGGAAAGAGCUUUAUUCAACAAAGUGACCUCCAGAUACACAAGCGCAUCCAUACAGGAGAGAAGCCGUAUCACUGCUCACAGUGCGGAAAAAGUUUUAAUCAACAUUAUAUUUUAAAAGCACACCAGUUCAGUCACACUGGAGAGAAGCCGUAUCACUGCUCACAGUGUGGCAUGCGUUUUUCCCACCACAGUAGCCUUCAUCGACACCGACGCAUUCACACAGGAGAGAAACCGUAUCACUGCUUUCAGUGUGGGAAGAGCUUUACACAACAGAGUCAUCUCAAAGCACACCAGGCCAUUCACACAGGACAGAAUUACAUGGAAUCAGCAGGGAUGAGACCGGGCUCUUCUAGAAAACCUUCACACACUCCUCAUCCCACUGACUUACAGCUUUGUGGGAAUGUGCGGACAGAAAAAUAUACGGCUUCAGGUGGAGGGACAUCAAGCUCUGUAGAGCACAUCACCUGUGUGACCCUUCAGAAACAUGUAAAUAAUGAAGAAACUGUAGAUGAAGAAUAUCUCGUUAAUGAAAUUUCAGGUGAAGCGACACCAGCCUCUGUGGGACACUUCACACCUGUGGACCAACAGAAUCAUGUGAAAAAAGAAGAAUCUGAAGAUAAACACUAUCUCUGUGCUGGGACAUCAAACUCUGUGGAAGAUGUAGACCAAAGUAAUGGAGAAUUUGAAAGGAAGCGAGUAAAAGAGGAAGAGUCUGAAGAGGAAGGCAAUCUCCAUACAAGGACAGACUGGGACAUGGAUGACAUGGUUUCCUGCUCCUGCUGUUCACUUUCCUAUACAUCUCAAAUUUACCUCCACGAACACAUCAGAAGAUGCCACUUUGAGGAAUAUCAGGGACUAGUACAAUCAGGAGAGUUAAAAGAUGUGAAUCGUAUCCCCACAAUAAGCUCCGGUAUUCAGCAAACGGCCUCUGUUACACUCGACAUUAACACCUCUAAUAAACAAAUGGAGAAAGAAGUCUAUUCCUGCUCACAGUGUGGGAAGAGUUUUACUAAACUGCGAAGUCUGAGACAACACCAGCGCAUUCACACAGGAGAGAAGCCGUAUCACUGCUCACAGUGUGGGAAGAGUUUUAAUCAACAGAGUCAUCUCCAAGCACACUUGCAUGUUCACACAGGAGAAAGACCAUACUCCUGCUUAGAGUGUGGGAAGAGCUUUAUUCAGAGGAGUAACCUACAAACACACCAGCGCAUUCACACAGGAGAAAAACCAUAUUCCUGUUUGGAGUGUGGGAAGAGCUAUAUUCGACAGAGUGAACUACAAAUACACCAGCGCAUUCACACAGGAGAAAAGCCGUAUCACUGCUCGGAAUGUGGAAAACGCUUUAUUCGACAGGGUGAUCUACAAAUACACAAGCGCAUCCACACAGGAGAAAAGCCUUAUUCCUGCUCACAGUGUGGAAAGAGUUUUAACCAAAGGAAUCACCUUCAAGCCCACUUGCACAUUCACACAGGAGAAAAACCAUAUUCCUGUUUAGAGUGUGGAAAGAGCUUUAUUCGACAGAGUGAACUACAAAUACACCAGCACAUUCACACAGGAGAAAAGCCAUAUCACUGCUCGGAAUGUGAGAAGAGCUUUAGUCAACAGAGUAAUCUACAAAUACACCAGCGCAUUCACACAGGAGAAAAGCCAUAUCACUGCUCAGAGUGUGGAAAGAGUUUUAAUCGACAGAGUAACUUACAAGCACACCAGCGCAUUCACACAGGAGAAAAACCGUAUCACUGCUCAGAGUGUGGGAAGAGUUUUAAUCGACAGAGUCAUCUAGAGUUACACUUGCGUAUUCACACAGGAGAAAAACCAUAUUCCUGCUCACAGUGUGAAAAGUGUUUUAUUCGACAGAGUGACCUGCAAAUACACCAGCGCAUUCACACAGGAGAAAAACCAUAUUCCUGUUCACAGUGUGGAAAGUGUUUUAUUCGACAGAGUCAUCUACAAAUACACCAGAGCACUCACACAGGAGAAAAGCCGUAUCACUGCUCAGAAUGUGGGAAGAGCUUUAGUCGACAGAGUAAUCUACAAGUACACCAGCGCAUUCACACAGGAAAAAAGCCACAUCACUGCUCGGAAUGUGGGAAGAGCUUUAGUCGACAGGGUGAUCUACAGAAACACCAGAGCAUUCACACAGGAGAAAAACCGUAUCACUGCUCAGAGUGUGGAAAGAGUUUUUCCCAAAAAAGUAAUCUUCAGCGACACCAGCGCAAUCACUAAGGAGAAAACAAAACGUAUUAUUGCUCAUACUGUAGGAAGAUGUUUACAGAUAAAGAUACUCUCAAAGUACAUCAGUGCAUUCAUCAUGCAGAAAAGGUGUAAGAGUGCUUAAAGCAUGGGAAGAGUUUUAAUUAAAAGAGUAAUUUUAUACAACACUAAUAACUUCACAUAGCAUAGUAGCUGAUUUGAGCUGAUUUUUUUUUUUUUUUAAACGUUUUAGGUGCCUUUAAUUGCCUUUUCUGUGUAAGGUAUAUACACUAUCAUGCAAAAGUUUGGAAUCACUCAGAAAUUGCCUUGUUUUUGAAAGAAAAUUUAUCUUCAGUUAAAAUAACAUUAGAACAGAAAUAUAGUCUAGACAUUAUUAAUGUUGUAAAUGAUUCUUAUAGAUGGAAACAGCUGAUCCCAUUGCAGCUAAUCUUAAGUUAUCAUGUAAAAAGGCUAAUUCAUCAUUAGAAAACCCUUGUGCAAAUAUGUUAGAAAGAAAAAAGUGCCCAUCAAACUAAUCCAACUUGUGGGAGGUACUUCAGGACGUGUGGAGUGAAAUUGAUGCAGAUUACCUCAAUAAACUGAAUGCCGAAGGUCUACAAGGAUGUAAUCGCUGCAAACAGAGGAUGAGAUUCUUUGAUGAAAGCGAAGUAUGAAGUACUAAAUUGUUAUUUUGAGUAGAAAUAAUUAUUUCUACCCUUGUCAGUGUGUUGACUGUAUUUCUUUUUGCAACUUAUUUGAUGAAUGAAAGUAUGGGUUUCAUGGAAAAUGUGCAAUUUUCUAAAUGAUUCCAAACUUUUCAAUAGUAUUGAAUGUAUUGAGUGUGGCUGAAUGUAUUACUGUAUGCUGUGAAUAUGGUUCACAACACAGCAAGUUUCUCCUGGGACAUUUUGGUGCUGGUCACUGUAUCUGGGAAUGAUUCAGUUUACUAACGGGUAAGAUUCCAGCCUGUCAAGUCACAAACCUGUUUUCGUUUCCCAUAAUGCAUAGCUCAUCACCAGGCAUAGAGUGAUGCUGCAUAAAAUAACAUGCUCUUGGUUCAGCCUGACUCCACUGAUUUUUGUUGUGUUUUCACUUACAGUAUGCUUCAUUAUUGCAAUAAAGACUUUUUCACCAUUACAAA
Pangasianodon hypophthalmus (striped catfish) is the source of this 5752-nucleotide messenger RNA. Its product is annotated as zinc finger protein 721-like. The record is from RefSeq and is a predicted model, not a curated record. The transcript is spliced from 16 exons. NCBI's taxonomy places the organism in Eukaryota, Metazoa, Chordata, Actinopteri, Siluriformes, Pangasiidae.